AGAGAAAAGAAAUAGAAAAAGGCAGCUGUGGCCUUUGCUUGUUAGUAUCUAGGAAGCACGUGCAUCGCUCAUGAUCGUGGCUCUUUUGCUUUUCCCUGGGAAUCGGUAGCAAAACCGGAAGAGAGGAAAAUCAACUGGCGCCCUCACUUUGCCAAGAUUAAGGUCUCAUAUAUUUUUAUUUUUAACUAAACUAGUUUCGAUCUUUGUUGUUAGAAGCUCCUUCUGAUACCUGCUCAACCCACAAAAGAAAACGUUAUGUCAGUGCCAAACGAGGAUAACAUGUCUCCUCAUACUCAGCUAUCGUCGCAUUUCUUUGGGGACCUACUUGAUUCCAUAAUUGUUGAUGUUGCCUCUGAAUGUCACCGGAUAGUGAAGUUGGGACUUGAUCGCAACUUAGAGGAAGAGGAAGAAGAAUUGAGGUUGUCAACACAAGCUCGUGUUAGGGUUGCUGAUCCUAGUAUUAGUGGUGAAACAAAUAGCAAGUAUGUGGUGGACAUAUUUGGGCAAAGCCAUCCACCUGUUGCAAAUGAAAUAUUUGAUUGCAUGAAUUGUGGGCGAUCAAUAAUGGCUGGAAGAUUUGCUCCUCAUUUGGAAAAGUGCAUGGGAAAGGGAAGGAAGGCUCGUCUUAAGGCAACUAGAAGUAGCACAGCUGCGCAGAACCGGCACUCACGAGGCAGUCCUGUCUCCACAUAUUCUCCUUAUUCAAAUUCCAGCAGUGCAAACCGGUUAUCAAAUGGAACACCCAAUCUUGCAGGUGAAGAAUAUUCAAAUGGCACUUUGGAUGAGUCAUGAAGCACAGCUUAUUGCAGGAAGGCUAACAAUCGGGAAGCAACCCCACAAAUGGGGCUUGUUUUCUUUUUAUUGGUCAUGUAUGCUCAAGGGUUAUGGCGCAUAAUCUCUCAACAAUUUUAUUGAGGGAAUGGGAACUGGUUAGAAUCUGAAUCCGAAACUAAGAAUGAAAGAAAUAAAAAUACAAGUCAAGUUUUGAAUAUCAUGAUUCAAAUAUGCAACACGUGCCUGCAGUUUUAAUGUCAAUAUUUCACCUAUAGGGGUAAUGAUCUUUGACUGGCAUUGAACAUCUGCUAGUUGCUGAUAUUUACAUUGUAAUUCAUUUAGCAUUUUUCUUUUUUAUCUUUAUCUUUUUUCCUCUUCCA
Ricinus communis (castor bean) is the source of this 1154-nucleotide messenger RNA. Its product is annotated as SAGA-associated factor 11. The record is from RefSeq and is a predicted model, not a curated record. Gene Ontology annotation, cellular component: SAGA-type complex; DUBm complex. NCBI's taxonomy places the organism in Eukaryota, Viridiplantae, Streptophyta, Magnoliopsida, Malpighiales, Euphorbiaceae. The transcript is spliced from 4 exons. Bases 256 to 792 code for a protein of 178 amino acids.